Messenger RNA from Mucor mucedo, 688 nucleotides. RefSeq lists its product as uncharacterized. The record is from RefSeq and is a predicted model, not a curated record. The transcript has a single exon. Lineage: Eukaryota; Fungi; Mucoromycota; Mucoromycetes; Mucorales; Mucoraceae. The coding region runs from base 29 to 535 and encodes 168 amino acids.
AUCUUUUUCUUCAUCAAUCAUCUUUCCAAUGAAAUCUGCUAUUAUCUUUGCUCUCUUUGUCUUGUUUGCCGCAAUUUGCUCCGCUGCACCUACUGUCGGUCUCACAAAGCGUGCUUAUUCAAUUCAAGUCAAAUCUGCCAGUGCAUUCUGUUCAUUUAUGCCACCUAAAGCUGGAGAUGAUGUCGGCGCUACUGAAAAUGAUGGUAUUCCAUUCUGUACUAGCUCUGCCUUAGGCGGUAAAACCUUCCCAUCUGGAUUCAUCAAGUCUGCUCAUUAUGCUAGCACAUCUACCUAUUCUCAAGUCACCGGUAGAAUUGAUCGUUCCAAGUAUAGUCUUAAGUCAAGCGAUGGUGGAGGACAAUAUGACAACAAAGAUAUUGACAAUGUUACUUGCAAUGGCUACAAGUAUUUCGUCAACUUGAUUGAACCCGAUGCCAAUGUGUUCUGUAUCCGUUGUUGCAAGAACCAAGCUGACUGUAGAUUGGGUAUCUCCACUUAUGGUUGCGCCAGAAUCGUUCCUGGUAAUUACAACUAAAUACGUUUUUGUUUAUCAUUCAUGUCCCGUAUAUAUUGCCUUAGUUCGGCAAACAUUUUCAUAUAUUGUAUUUUAUUCCCUUUCAUUUAAAUAAAAAAAAUUUACUUUUUCAAAAAAAAAAAAAAAAAAAAACAAAAAACUGUUUAAAUUUUU